AUGGAAGUCGAACAAAACAACAGAUUUUCUUUCUUGGAUGUCCUAGUCACGAGAAGAACAGAUGGCUCCCUGGGUCACCAAGUUUACAGGAAACCUACGCACAUCAACCGAUAUCUCCAUGCCAAAUCACAUCAGCGCCCAGCUCAAAAACAAUCGGUCCUCGAUUCGCUAAUAUACAGAGCAUUAGCCAUUUGCGACAAGAACCGCAUCCAAAGAAAUCUCAAGGAUCUCAGGAACACUCUUCAAAAUAAUGGCUACACGACAAAAGAACGUAACUCCAUCACCACCUUCCUUCGAUACAUACAGGGAAUUACGGACAAAAUUGGCAGAAUCCUGAAAAAACACAAUAUUAAAACCAUCUACAAACCACCAACAAAAAUAGGACAGUAUCUGAACAACCCAAAAGACAGAAGACCUCCACUAGACACUUCUGGAGUAUAUCGUGUCCUUUGCUCCUGUGGCAAAAUCUAUAUAAGAGAAACUGGGAGGAUGGUGAGCACACGUAUGAAGGAACAUCAAAGCGCAGUCAAACUGAAAAAUGUAACGCAGUCAGCACUAACGGAACUCAAUCUAGAAAGCGGACACAAAAUCCUGUUCAACGAAAUACUGGCCAAAAUCAACAACUACUUCCCUAGGAAAUACAGGGAAUCCUUGGAAAUUCAAAAGCACCCCAACAAUCUCAACAGGGAUAAUGAACAAAAGAUCAGUCCAAUCUGGCAAUCCGUCCUCCCGGUUUCCAAAACAUGA
Molecule: messenger RNA, 747 nt
Organism: Odontomachus brunneus
Lineage: Eukaryota; Metazoa; Arthropoda; Insecta; Hymenoptera; Formicidae
Exons: 2
Coding region: 1-747 (248 amino acids)
Source: RefSeq, a predicted model, not a curated record